GCCAUAUUGCCAAGUUAUGUCAAAGUGCGUUAUGCGAGUUGUUUUGGAUUUCGUUGCAGUUAAUUGUACUUAUUUUUGAAAUUCAGAGGCUUUUGUGAUACUGUUUGCCCAAAUUGAAGAAUAUUAUUACGGUGUCUUGUGCUCUAAGGAGUUGUGCAAGUCGGACUGAAGUGGAUAAAAAGAAUACAACAAAAAAAACUUUCUAUAGGUUAGCAUAAACAUAUUACAGAGGCGCACCUAGAUUCCCUAUAAACGCUGACUGUUGCCAACUUUGGGUGAAAUUUGUUAAGGGGUGAAUGGACACCUACAAGAUCUAAUGUUAUUUGCUCGAAACAUUUUUCUGAGGAGUCAUUCGAUAGAACAUCAAAAUGUUAUGUUAAUCUCAAAUCAAAUGCUGUUCCGACAAUACAUCCAAACCAUGUUUGAAGAAUCACCACCUGCCAAGAUACUAGUACUAGCAAAUACAGUAUUAAGACCUACUUUCGACUCACUCCUUCUACAGAAACAAGUAGUUAGUAUAAGACAUCAUAGCAAUAAGCUUGUAUUAUUUAGAGGGCAGUAAUCAAUUAAUCUGUAAUCUAUGUAUUUAUGUAAUAAAGAUUAUUUCC
Messenger RNA from Acanthoscelides obtectus, 608 nucleotides. The record is from the annotation of a GenBank genome assembly. Lineage: Eukaryota; Metazoa; Arthropoda; Insecta; Coleoptera; Chrysomelidae.